UGUCUGCUGCAUUCGACACGGUUGCCGUGGUGAAGAUGAAGCACACGGAGAGAGUCUACGCCAUGAAGAUCCUCAACAAGUGGGAGAUGCUGAAGAGAGCCGAGACGGCGUGUUUCCGAGAGGAGCGUGAUGUCCUGGUCAGAGGGGACAGUCAGUGGAUCACCACGCUGCACUACGCCUUCCAGGACGACAACUACCUGUACCUGGUGAUGGAUUACUACGUGGGGGGGGACCUGCUGACGCUGCUCAGUAAGUUUGAGGAUCGACUUCCUGAAGACAUGUCCAAGUUCUACCUGGCUGAGAUGGUGCUGGCCAUCCACUCCAUCCACCUGCAGAACUACAUACACAGAGACAUCAAACCGGACAACGUCCUGCUGGACGUUAACGGUCACAUUCGACUCGCUGACUUUGGAUCUUGUCUCCGAAUGAUGGAGGACGGAACGGUGCAGUCCUCGGUGGCAGUGGGCACUCCGGACUACAUCUCUCCGGAGAUCCUGCAGGCGAUGGAGGACGGGAGGGGUCGCUACGGGCCGGAGUGCGACUGGUGGUCUCUGGGCGUCUGCAUGUACGAGAUGCUCUACGGGGAGACGCCCUUCUACGCAGAGUCUCUGGUGGAAACCUACGGCAAGAUCAUGAACCACGAGGAGCGUUUCCAGUUCCCCUCCCACACCACCGAGCUGUCGGAGGACGCUAAGGACCUGAUCCAGCGCCUGCUGUGUUCCCGGGAACGCCGCCUUGGCCUCAACGGCAUCUCCGACUUUAAGAGCCACCCGUUCUUCAGUGGCAUCGACUGGGACAACAUCCGCUCCACAGAGGCGCCGUACAUCCCCGACGUGUCGUCGCCUACCGACACCUCCAACUUCGACGUGGACGACGACGUCCUCAAGAACCCGGACAUCAACCCUCCGAUGUCUCACAGCGGCUUCACCGGGCAGCACCUGCCCUUCGUUGGCUUCACCUACACCACGGACAGCUGCUUCGCCGACCGCCGCUCCGUGGGUAAGGGGGGGGCGCAGGAGGUGGAAGGGGGGGGGCAGGAAGUGAGGGGGGGGGGGCAGGAGGUGGAGGCGUUCGAGAGGAGGAUCCGCCGCCUGGAGCAGGAGAAACAGGAGCUGAACCGCAAACUGCAGGAGUCCACCCAGGCGCUGCAGGCUCCUCGGGGGGGAACUCUGGGUCGGGACAAAGAGAUCCAGAAGCUGAACGAGGAGAUCGAGCGUCUGAGGAAGAAGCUGGCAGACUCUGAUAGGCUGGAGCACCAGCUGGAGGAGGCUGUCACUCUGAGGCAGGACUACGAGAGCUCCGCCUCCAAACUCAAGACCCUGGAGCGCCAGCUGAAGACCCUGAGGCUGGAGAAGGAGGAUGUGCACAAGCAGCUGGCGGAGGCCCUGGAGCGCCUGCGUUCCCAGGGGAAGGAUUUAAAGGACGCACACUCCCAGAGGAAGUUGGCGCUGCAGGAGUUCUCAGAGCUGUCGGAGAAGAUGGCCGACUUGCGAUCAUCCAAGCAGCGAAUCAGCCGUCAGCUGCGAGACAAAGAGGAGGAGCUAGACACCCUGCUGGGGAAGAUGGACGCCAUGAGGCAGGAGAUCCGCAAGACCGAGAAAACCCGCAAAGAGCUGGAGGCUCAGCUGGACGAUGCCAAGGCUGAGGCUUCCAAGGAGAGGAAGCUGAGGGAGCACAGUGAGGGAUUCUGCAGCCAGCUGGAGGAGGAGCUGCAUGGUCUGAAGUCUCUGCAGGGCCGCGGGGGGGCAGUGGGGGGGUCCCAGCAGGAGCUGAUGCGUCUGAAGGCAGAACUCGAUAAGAAGGUUCUUUUCUACGAGGAGGAGCUGCUGAGGAGAGACUCGACCCACUCCUGCGACCUCAAGAACCUCCGAAAAGACCUGCAGGAGGCCGAGGGGGGGGCGCUGUCCGCCACCAAGGAACUGCUGCAGCUCAGGGACCGGCUGGACAAGGACAAGAGGGACAGACACCUGGAGAUGGAUGAAGCUGUGUCUGCGCUGAAGGAGAAGUCUGAGCGAGAGAAGCACCUGCUGACGCAAGAAAACCUCAAACUGACGGCAGAAACUGACAAGCUUUGUGCAUUUGUGGACAAAUUGACGGCUCAGAACCGUCAGCUGGAGGACGAGCUGCAGGAUCUGUCGUCCAAGAAGGAGAGCGUGAACCACUGGGAGGCGCAGAUCGCUGAGAUCAUCCAGUGGGUGAGCGAUGAGAAGGAUGCUCGAGGCUACCUUCAGGCUCUGGCCACCAAGAUGACGGAGGAGUUGGAAACUCUGAGGAGCUCCGGUGUGGGAACAAGACCUCUGCCUGAGUCAGGAGUGGACACACCUCCUAAGAAGCCCUGGCCUCCUAUUGGUGGAGACAGGAGGGACCCCCUAUGGAAGGUGCGUCGCAGCCAAAAGCUGGACAUGUCGGCUCGGCUGGAGCUGCAGUCGGCUCUGGAGGCUGAGAUCAAAGCCAAGCAGCUCGUCCAGGAGGAACUGAGACGAGUGAAGGCUAACAACAUCAGCCUGGAGAGUAAAGUGAAGGAGUCUGAAGAGAGGAGUCUGGAGAUGGUGGAGCAGAUAGAGAGUCUGAAGAGAGAGGUGUCUCGUUCUGACAAAGGUCUGAAGCUCCCUGACUUCCAGGACUCUAUCUUUGAAUAUUUCAACACUUCUCCUCUGGCCCCGGACCUCACCUUCAGAACCGCCGACUUUGAGUCCCCCCCCCUGAAACCAGAGGCCACACCCCCAUCGCCCUGCACCGAGAUAUGUGAGAUGCAAUAUGAUCGAUGUCCACAGGAAGUGAGACCGGCAUCAGUCCCUGUGAGCCCCAUCCCCCCCACCCAGAGCUCACUGACCACACCAAAGCCCAAAGCUCACCAGUUGAGCAUCAAGACCUUCUCCAGUCCAGCCCAGUGCACCCACUGCACCUCGCUGAUGGUGGGACUCAUCCGACAGGGAAUGGCCUGUGAAGUUUGUUCCUUCGUCUGCCACGCCUCCUGCAAGGACCAAGCCCCCCCGCUCUGUCCAAUCCCAGCCGAGCAGGCCAAGAGGCCGGCAGGCAUCGACGUCCAGAGGGGCAUCGGCACUGCCUACAGGGGCUACGUCAGGAUCCCAAAGCCCAGCGGGGUGAAGAAAGGCUGGCAGCGAGCCUUCGCUCUGGUCUCUGACUGCAAACUGUUCCUGUACGACGUCCCAGAGGGAAAGACCUCACAGCCAGGGGUGGUGGCCAGUCUGGUGCUGGAUCUCAGAGAGGAGGAGUUCUCCGUCAGCUCGGUCUUGGCGUCAGAUGUGAUCCACGCCACCAGGAAGGACAUUCCCUGCAUCUUCAGGGUGACGUCCUCGCAGCUGGUCUCUCAGCUGUCCUCUGUGUCUCUGCUGCUGCUGGCGGAGAGCGAGGUAGAGAAGAGGAAGUGGGUCCGGAUCCUGGAGGGUCUGCAGAGCAUCCUCACCAAGAACCAGCUGAAGAACCGACAGGUCCACGUGCUGCAUGAGGCCUACGACGCCUCGCUGCCCAUCAUCAAGACCACGCUGUCUGCAGCUGUGCUCG
This is a messenger RNA of Gymnodraco acuticeps, 3525 nucleotides long. It is a transcript of the gene cdc42bpb, whose product is annotated as CDC42 binding protein kinase beta (DMPK-like). Gene Ontology annotation, cellular component: cytoskeleton; cytoplasm. The record is from RefSeq and is a predicted model, not a curated record. Gene Ontology annotation, molecular function: ATP binding; protein serine/threonine kinase activity. Gene Ontology annotation, biological process: actomyosin structure organization; peptidyl-threonine phosphorylation. NCBI's taxonomy places the organism in Eukaryota, Metazoa, Chordata, Actinopteri, Perciformes, Bathydraconidae.